Messenger RNA from Sphaeramia orbicularis (orbiculate cardinalfish), 2537 nucleotides. Its product is annotated as guanylyl cyclase-activating protein 1. The record is from RefSeq and is a predicted model, not a curated record. The transcript is spliced from 4 exons. Gene Ontology annotation, cellular component: cone photoreceptor outer segment; photoreceptor inner segment. Gene Ontology annotation, biological process: visual perception; positive regulation of guanylate cyclase activity. Gene Ontology annotation, molecular function: calcium ion binding; calcium sensitive guanylate cyclase activator activity. Bases 81 to 650 code for a protein of 189 amino acids. Lineage: Eukaryota; Metazoa; Chordata; Actinopteri; Kurtiformes; Apogonidae.
ACGUGUCAUAUGUGGAUGCUUGCUGGAUGCAGUGAAUUCUGACUAUGGUUUUUACAGGAUCUUUUCUCUGAAAAACAGAUAUGGGGAACACUCUCGGGUCCAGCAUAGAGGAGCUGCAGGCAUGUGAGAGUCAUCAGUGGUAUAAGAAGUUUAUGACUGAGUGCCCAUCUGGACUUCUCACCUACUAUGAAUUCAAGAAGUUUUUUGGUUUGAGGAACCUAUCGGAGACAUCGAAUGCCUACGUCAAGACUAUGUUUACAACAUUUGAUAUGAAUGAUGACGGCUUCAUUGAUUUCAUGGAAUAUGUUGCCGCUCUGAGCCUGGUGCUGAAGGGAGAGGUACAGCAGAAGCUCCGCUGGUAUUUCAAACUGUAUGAUAUCGAUGGGAGUGGGUGUAUCGACCGCGAUGAGCUGCUUCUGAUCAUUAAGUCCAUUCGUGCAAUCAAUGGAUCUGCUAAUGAAAUGUCAGCAGAGGAUUUUGCCACCAUGGUAUUUGACAAGAUCGACGUCAACGGCGAUGGUGAACUGUCCUAUGAGGAGUUCAUGGAGGGAGUUCAAAAUGAUGAAAUGCUGCUGAAGACACUAACAGAAAGUCUGGAUCUCUCACAUAUUGUCCAAAAAAUUCAAGGAGAGAUGAUUGCACCUACGUAAUAAUGACAUUGAUAUAAUGGUGCCACAGCUGAAUGAGUAAAACUAUGGGUUCAGGAGAACCCGAAAUGACUCAUCGAUGUCUCGUCAUGACUGUAGACUUCUAAUCACACAUCUGGAGACCGGAGAAGAUUUCCUAUCUACCUCGAUGAUCAGACAUACAAAAUGAAAAGUACACAACCUCAUAGUGUCAAAUGCUUUCAAAUUACACCUUAUGUUUCAUGCUCUGGUGGCUCAGGUUUUCACAUUUACAAGAUAUCUGUGAACAAUCUGAACAAUGUCAAAUUAUUUAUAGAAAGAGCGAAAAACUUUAUUGAGUUGUGCUGAUUUAUAGAGAAUUUCUUCUCAUCGUUGAUAAACGUCUUCUUCUAUGAUAACCAUAACAAAGCCAGUAGGUGUAUGUUAAAAAGCAAAUGAAUGUUCCUGUUUUAGUGAAUGAACCACUGUACGAUUUAUGUCUAAGUGCCAUCACUGCCUUGAACCUGACCAUUUGUUUGAUAUGAAUAACACAUUUAAAACCAUGUAUUUAGAUCUGUCAAUAUCUUCACCUUAGCAUUUUAUACAAAAAUGUUUAGAUGCUGUGUGAAAUCUAAGUAAAAACAGAAUGCAAUGAUUACAAAUCCCAUAAACCCAUAUUUUAUCCAUAAUAUGUUUACUGCUGCGUAGCUUCCCCUCUAGUUCAUAACCAUAUGACGACAGAGGAGACGAGGUGCUGGAGUUUUGGAGGAGAACGUUGUCCGAUCAUUGUCUGAUAUGGAUUCAAGCUGCUCAACAGUCCCAGGUCUUCUUUGUCCUAUUUUUUAUGACUCUUCUACUUUGAAGCUAUGCUGUUGUAAUAGAUGCAAAAUGAGGUUUUGCAUUGUGUAGCUGAAAGAUGCAAGGACUUUCCUGAAAAAGACGCCAUCUGGAUGGGAGUACAUGUUUCUCUAAAACCUGCAUUGAUGGUGCCUUUCCAGAUGUCCAGUCCUUUGGCACUAAUGCACCCCCAGACCAUCAGAGAUACAGGCUUUUUAAUAGAGCUGAUAACAACCAGGAUGGUCCUUCUCCUCUUUAGUCUGGAGGACAUGGUGUUGAUGGUUUCAAAAAAAUUAUUUCAAAUGCUAAUUUGUUGGACCACAGAACAGAUUCCACUUCAUCUCAGUCCAUUAUAAAUGAACUUUGGCCCAGCUGUGGUCAGAUCACAUUCACAUGUUCUUCUUCUUUGCAUGAUAGUUUCAAUCUGCAUUUGUGAGUGGCACAGCACAGUUUAGAGAAGUGUUCCUGAGUCUGUGUUGUGGUUUUUCCAUUACAGAAUCAUACCUGGUUUUACCACUGUGUCACCCGAGGGCCUAAAGGUAACAGGCGUUCAGUAUUUAUUUUCUGCCUUUUCCUUUGCGUACAGAGAUUUCUGCAGAUUCUCAGAAUCUUUUCAUUACAUUGCAUAUUGCUGAUGAUGAGAUAUUCAAAAUUUACACAAUUUUACGUUGUGGAACAUAACAUGUUCUAUCAUGUUCCUGACCUUUUGUCCAGUAACCCAAUCAGCUACAAGAUAUAAAUUGUUCCCAUCACAUUACCUAAUUUUUUCAGUAAUGGUGCAUUUUCUCAGUUUAAACAUUUCAUAUGAUUUCAGUUUUCUAAUAUGGGUUCAUGAGAUUUGCAAAUAAUUGCAUAGUUUUUAUUUAGAUUUUACACAAUGUCCCAACUUCUGUGGAAUUGUGGCGUAUAGCAUAAACACUCCUGAGAUUUCCUUCCAUCUGUUGGAGCACUGUAUUAAUUUAGGUAAAGCUGAUUUUGUAAAACUUCCACAGGAAAAAAACUGUUUUGUAUUUUGUAGUGAUAUAUGACUCACUGUCUGCACUAAGAUGGACAAGCUAUAAGGUGUGUUUUUAAAUAAAGAACAAAUCAACAUCA